GACACUCAAGUUCUUCCACUUCACCCUUGGCAAACCAUGUCUUCAUGGCGCUCGCUUUGUGCUCAAGGGCAUCGUCAUGCUGGAACAGGGUUGGACCUGUUGGUUCCAGUGAGGUUAAAUUAUAAUUCUACAGCAUGCAGAGGCAUCCUAUAUGAUUGUGUGCUUCUACAUUUUUGGCAACAGUUUCGAUUCAGGGAAGAACCACAUGUGGGUGUGAUGGUCGGGUGUUCGCAUACUUUUGACCAUAAAGUGUGUGUUUAGCGGUAAGGAUUUUUUAAGUGGUUUAAAUAGAUGAUGGAAAGUUUUGAGAGUUGGUGUUUACCUUUGAUAUUUGUCUUUUAGUUUCCUGUUAACUCAUGUCCUGCCAGUUUCGAGGAUGAUGCUGAAAACCUGUUGAACGAGUCAGAAAACCUUGAAGUUAUCUCAGUUACACCGGUGUGACUCACUGCUAUCUGGAUGAUGUAACCAAACUGUGAAAGAUAAAUAUUCUUCUGUCCAAUCAUCUCUCGUUAUCGGUUGCAAACAAAUUUUGGUCACUUGCGUUUUUUGCUCAGCACAGUUGGAUAAAAGCGUGUCCGUAAUUGUAAUGGAGAACUCUUAGAAAAGACAUUGUCAGUUUGGCAAGCUCAAGAGGGUGAAGAAGCUGAAGGAUUACGCCUUUUUCACUUUGAGGAUCGAGAUGGUGCUGUUACAGCUUUAGCUGAAAUGAAUGGGAAGGAUUUGGAAGGUGAACAAAUUGAAACUGAAGGGUUCCCUAAAAAUAUGUUUUUGAUUUCAUAAAUUUAAAAAAAGGGACAAGAACUGUUGAGGAGAAAGGUCGAACUGCACACAGAAAUGAAAAUGCAGCCUGUCCUGUUCUACCACUGCGUCUCUCCGUAUAAAGGGGGAUCAGUCACAUGGCCUCCGUUCUUUGGCAGUGACGAUGUCUCAUUUCAGAGAAGCUGCAUGAAACAAGACGAACCCCGAUGACUCAAGAUAACAGAAUUUGAUCAGCAUGACAGUUGGCUUGAUUGAUGCAACAUUCACAUUGACUUGACUGAAGAGCAUCAUCAUCAUGUUUACAGGGGUUAACUCCAUAAUGAUGCUUCCUUACACCAGUAAUGUAGACGAAACCCCUGAGACAAAGUUAAUGAAAGCAGCAUCUCCAGCACCCAGCUGUGUGUCUAUGCAGAGCGAUCGGUCCAUAGAGAAGCCUCCAAGCCUGUCUAGGAAAAAUGUCGUCCCUGAGAGCGGAUUUAUUUCUGAAAGUCCACCCAGCUGUGUGUCUAUGAAGAGCGACCACUCCAUGGAAAAGCCCAUAAGCCUGAGUGGGGAAAAUGUUGUCAUCCCUGAAGGACGGCAACACUUCAGAACAGAAGCUCUGCAGGAACCCUCACUGAUGAAGAUAACUACAGACUUACAGCAAGGCUUCUACCAACCAGUGAAUGAUGUUCUGUCCAGAGUCUUCAAGACUCACAAAACCAGCAUGCGCAACAAGAACCAGAGUUUAUUUGAAGGAAUUAAAUUGCACAGAAAUAAAACCCCUCUGAACACGAUUUAUACACAGCUCUAUAUCAUAGAGGGAGAGAGUGAAGGUGUGAAUAACGAGCAUGAAGUUUUACAGAUGGAGAAAAGGCCGAAAAGGCAGCACUUCCAUGACACGCCAAUCAACUGCUUAGAUAUAUUUAAGCAUGUCGAAGAUUACAAUGGAGAAAAUGGACCAGGAGUCCAAAAGCUCAGGACUGUUUUAACUAAAGGAAUUGCUGGAAUUGGGAAAACAGUGUCAGUGCAGAAAUUCAUUCUGGAUUGGGCAGAAGGAAAAGCCAAUCCGGAGGUCGAUUUCAUGUUUGUGCUUCCAUUCCGCGAGUUGAAUUUGAUUAAAGAUGACUGCUACAGUCUUCACAAACUCUUGUGUGACUUCCAUCCCGAGCUAAAAGUUCUGGAUACGUGUAUAUACCACAUGAGUAAAAUCGUCUUUAUCUUCGACGGCCUGGAUGAAAGCAGACUUCCGCUGAACUUUUUAAAUGGUAAGAAAGUAUCUGAUGUCACAAUGACAUCAUCAGUGAGUGACCUGAUGUCAAGCCUAAUUAAAGGUGACCUGCUUCCAUCUGCUCUCAUCUGGAUAACCUCCAGACCAGCAGCGGCCAAUCAGAUCCCUCGGAUUUACAUCGAUCGUGUGACAGAAAUUCAGGGAUUCAGUGAUGCACAGAAGGAGGAGUAUUUUAGGAAGAAAAUCAAUGAGAAAGACCAUGCCAGGAAAAUCAUUUCGCACAUUAAAAGGACAAGGAGUCUUUAUAUCAUGUGCCACAUUCCAGUGUUUUGUUGGAUAUUAGCCACGGUGCUUCAAGAAAUUAUGAAACAAAAUGAUCAUACAGAAGCUCCUAAAACUCUGGCUGAGAUAUAUGCGCACUUCCUGCUCAUUCAGACGAACGUGAAAAAUGAAAAGUAUGAAGAAAUGGAUGAGAAAGAUCCAGAGAAACUUCUGGAAACAAACAGAGCCAUGAUUUUGAAACUAGCAGAACUGGCUUUUAAGCAGCUGGUGAAGGGCAACGUGAUGUUUUACGAAGAAGACCUCCAAGAGUGUGGUAUUGAUAUCACCGAGGCCUUGGUGUACUCUGGGAUUUGUACGGAGAUCUUUAAGGAGGAAUCUGUUCUGUACCAGAAGAAGGUCUACUGCUUUGUGCAUUUGAGCUUUCAAGAGUUUUUCGCUGCUCUUUACGUGUUUUACUGCUAUAUGACAAAGAGGAUGGAGGCGCUGCAGGUUUUCAUGCCGCCGUGCACAGAGCGGUCCAGCGACGUUCCUUUGGACGAGUUGUUAAAAGCAGCAGUUGAUAAAGCUUUACAGACUGACAAUGGACACUUAGACCUUUUCCUCCGGUUCCUGCUUGGCAUCUCGCUGGAGUCCAAUCAGAGACUUCUACAAGGUCUCCUGGCACAAACACACAGGAGCUCCGAGAACAUCAAGGUUACGGUUCAGUACAUCAAAUGGCAGAUUCAAACUGAGGACCUUCCUACUGACAGAACAAUCAACCUGUUCCUGUGUCUCACAGAAAUGAAGGAUCAGUCUCUCUUGAAAGAGAUUCAGGAGUUUCUUAAGACGGAGAAGCAAUCAGAGAAGAAGCUCUCGUCUGCACACUGUACAGCAAUAGCGUACAUGCUGCAGAUGUCCGACGAUGUCCUGGAGGAACUGGAUGUGAAGAAAUACAACACAUCAGAAGAGGGAUGGAGGAGGCUGAUCCCUGCUGUGAGCAACUGCAGAAAGGCUCAACUAGCAGGCUGUUAUCUCACCGCAAGUUCCUGUGAAACCUUCACUUUAGCUCUGCAGUUAGAAAAUUCCCCUUUGAGGGAACUGAAUCUCAGUAACAACGACCUGAGGGACUCGGGAGUGAAGCUGCUCGCUGAUGGACUGAAGAGUUCACACUGUAAUCUGGAGAUACUCCGACUAGCUAUUUGUAAUCUUGGAGAAAAGGCUUGUGAAUAUUUGAGAUCAGCUCUCGUGCUGCCACACUCGGCCCUGAGAGAACUGGACCUCAGUAACAACGACCUGCGGGACUCGGGAGUGAAGCUGCUCUCUGAUGGACUGAAGAGUUCACACUGUACACUGCAGAUACUCAGGUUAUCUGGAUGUUUAAUCACAGGUGAAGGCUGCGCUGCUCUGGCUUCAGCUCUGAGCUCAAACCCGUCACACCUGAGAGAGCUGGACCUGAGCUACAACCAUCCAGGAGACUCGGGAGUGGAGACGCUCUCUGCGAGAAUGAAAGAUCCAGACUCGAAACUGGAGACACUCAGGUUGGAGGAUGCAGGCAAGAUUAGGCUCACAGCCGGUCUAAGAAAAUACGCCUGUGAGCUCACGCUGGACCCAAACACGGCACACACUCGUCUCGCUCUGUCGGAGGGGAACAGGAAGGUGACGCAUGUGCUGGACGAGCAGCCGUACCCUGACCAUCCCCACAGGUUUGAUUACUGGAAGCAGGUGAUGUGUACAGAGAGUCUGUGUGGUCGCUGUUACUGGGAGGCGGAGUGGGCCGGCGGGGAAGCCGUCAUAUCCAUGAGUUAUAAAGGAAUACGCCGGAAAGGAGGCCGAGGCGACUGCGUGUUCGGAUCCACUGAGAAGUCCUGGAAACUGGACUGCUCCAGUAACAGUUACACGGCGUGGCACAACAAGAAGAGAGCGGACAUCCCCGCCCCUCCGUCCUGCUCCAACAGGGUGGGCGUGUACCUGGACUGGACGGAGGGAUCUCUGUCGUUCUACAGCGUCUCCCCUGAGACACACACACACCUACACACGUACCACGCCACGUUCACCGAGCCGCUCUACGCAGGGUUUUGGGUCGACUGUGACUCCUCGGUGAGUUUGAUCAGCUCGAUACCCUUCGCCACCCUGAUGAUGAUAAAGUGGUUCAUGAAGAUGAAUGAAUGGAGAUUAAGCAUCAUCAUCAUGUUUACAGGGGUUAACUCCAUAAUGAUGCUUCCUUACACCAGUAAUGUAGACGAAACCCCUGAGACAAAGUUAAUGAAAGCAGCAUCUCCAGCACCCAGCUGUGUGUCUAUGCAGAGCGAUCGGUCCAUAGAGAAGCCUCCAAGCCUGUCUAGGAAAAAUGUCGUCCCUGAGAGCGGAUUUAUUUCUGAAAGUCCACCCAGCUGUGUGUCUAUGAAGAGCGACCACUCCAUGGAAAAGCCCAUAAGCCUGAGUGGGGAAAAUGUUGUCAUCCCUGAAGGACGGCAACACUUCAGAACAGAAGCUCUGCAGGAACCCUCACUGAUGAAGAUAACUACAGACUUACAGCAAGGCUUCUACCAACCAGUGAAUGAUGUUCUGUCCAGAGUCUUCAAGACUCACAAAACCAGCAUGCGCAACAAGAACCAGAGUUUAUUUGAAGGAAUUAAAUUGCACAGAAAUAAAACCCCUCUGAACACGAUUUAUACACAGCUCUAUAUCAUAGAGGGAGAGAGUGAAGGUGUGAAUAACGAGCAUGAAGUUUUACAGAUGGAGAAAAGGCCGAAAAGGCAGCACUUCCAUGACACGCCAAUCAACUGCUUAGAUAUAUUUAAGCAUGUCGAAGAUUACAAUGGAGAAAAUGGACCAGGAGUCCAAAAGCUCAGGACUGUUUUAACUAAAGGAAUUGCUGGAAUUGGGAAAACAGUGUCAGUGCAGAAAUUCAUUCUGGAUUGGGCAGAAGGAAAAGCCAAUCCGGAGGUCGAUUUCAUGUUUGUGCUUCCAUUCCGCGAGUUGAAUUUGAUUAAAGAUGACUGCUACAGUCUUCACAAACUCUUGUGUGACUUCCAUCCCGAGCUAAAAGUUCUGGAUACGUGUAUAUACCACAUGAGUAAAAUCGUCUUUAUCUUCGACGGCCUGGAUGAAAGCAGACUUCCGCUGAACUUUUUAAAUGGUAAGAAAGUAUCUGAUGUCACAAUGACAUCAUCAGUGAGUGACCUGAUGUCAAGCCUAAUUAAAGGUGACCUGCUUCCAUCUGCUCUCAUCUGGAUAACCUCCAGACCAGCAGCGGCCAAUCAGAUCCCUCGGAUUUACAUCGAUCGUGUGACAGAAAUUCAGGGAUUCAGUGAUGCACAGAAGGAGGAGUAUUUUAGGAAGAAAAUCAAUGAGAAAGACCAUGCCAGGAAAAUCAUUUCGCACAUUAAAAGGACAAGGAGUCUUUAUAUCAUGUGCCACAUUCCAGUGUUUUGUUGGAUAUUAGCCACGGUGCUUCAAGAAAUUAUGAAACAAAAUGAUCAUACAGAAGCUCCUAAAACUCUGGCUGAGAUAUAUGCGCACUUCCUGCUCAUUCAGACGAACGUGAAAAAUGAAAAGUAUGAAGAAAUGGAUGAGAAAGAUCCAGAGAAACUUCUGGAAACAAACAGAGCCAUGAUUUUGAAACUAGCAGAACUGGCUUUUAAGCAGCUGGUGAAGGGCAACGUGAUGUUUUACGAAGAAGACCUCCAAGAGUGUGGUAUUGAUAUCACCGAGGCCUUGGUGUACUCUGGGAUUUGUACGGAGAUCUUUAAGGAGGAAUCUGUUCUGUACCAGAAGAAGGUCUACUGCUUUGUGCAUUUGAGCUUUCAAGAGUUUUUCGCUGCUCUUUACGUGUUUUACUGCUAUAUGACAAAGAGGAUGGAGGCGCUGCAGGUUUUCAUGCCGCCGUGCACAGAGCGGUCCAGCGACGUUCCUUUGGACGAGUUGUUAAAAGCAGCAGUUGAUAAAGCUUUACAGACUGACAAUGGACACUUAGACCUUUUCCUCCGGUUCCUGCUUGGCAUCUCGCUGGAGUCCAAUCAGAGACUUCUACAAGGUCUCCUGGCACAAACACACAGGAGCUCCGAGAACAUCAAGGUUACGGUUCAGUACAUCAAAUGGCAGAUUCAAACUGAGGACCUUCCUACUGACAGAACAAUCAACCUGUUCCUGUGUCUCACAGAAAUGAAGGAUCAGUCUCUCUUGAAAGAGAUUCAGGAGUUUCUUAAGACGGAGAAGCAAUCAGAGAAGAAGCUCUCGUCUGCACACUGUACAGCAAUAGCGUACAUGCUGCAGAUGUCCGACGAUGUCCUGGAGGAACUGGAUGUGAAGAAAUACAACACAUCAGAAGAGGGAUGGAGGAGGCUGAUCCCUGCUGUGAGCAACUGCAGAAAGGCUCAACUAGCAGGCUGUUAUCUCACCGCAAGUUCCUGUGAAACCUUCACUUUAGCUCUGCAGUUAGAAAAUUCCCCUUUGAGGGAACUGAAUCUCAGUAACAACGACCUGAGGGACUCGGGAGUGAAGCUGCUCGCUGAUGGACUGAAGAGUUCACACUGUAAUCUGGAGAUACUCCGACUAGCUAUUUGUAAUCUUGGAGAAAAGGCUUGUGAAUAUUUGAGAUCAGCUCUCGUGCUGCCACACUCGGCCCUGAGAGAACUGGACCUCAGUAACAACGACCUGCGGGACUCGGGAGUGAAGCUGCUCUCUGAUGGACUGAAGAGUUCACACUGUACACUGCAGAUACUCAGGUUAUCUGGAUGUUUAAUCACAGGUGAAGGCUGCGCUGCUCUGGCUUCAGCUCUGAGCUCAAACCCGUCACACCUGAGAGAGCUGGACCUGAGCUACAACCAUCCAGGAGACUCGGGAGUGGAGACGCUCUCUGCGAGAAUGAAAGAUCCAGACUCGAAACUGGAGACACUCAGGUUGGAGGAUGCAGGCAAGAUUAGGCUCACAGCCGGUCUAAGAAAAUACGCCUGUGAGCUCACGCUGGACCCAAACACGGCACACACUCGUCUCGCUCUGUCGGAGGGGAACAGGAAGGUGACGCAUGUGCUGGACGAGCAGCCGUACCCUGACCAUCCCCACAGGUUUGAUUACUGGAAGCAGGUGAUGUGUACAGAGAGUCUGUGUGGUCGCUGUUACUGGGAGGCGGAGUGGGCCGGCGGGGAAGCCGUCAUAUCCAUGAGUUAUAAAGGAAUACGCCGGAAAGGAGGCCGAGGCGACUGCGUGUUCGGAUCCACUGAGAAGUCCUGGAAACUGGACUGCUCCAGUAACAGUUACACGGCGUGGCACAACAAGAAGAGAGCGGACAUCCCCGCCCCUCCGUCCUGCUCCAACAGGGUGGGCGUGUACCUGGACUGGACGGAGGGAUCUCUGUCGUUCUACAGCGUCUCCCCUGAGACACACACACACCUACACACGUACCACGCCACGUUCACCGAGCCGCUCUACGCAGGGUUUUGGGUCGACUGUGACUCCUCGGUGAGUUUGUAUUGACACGCUGUGAGAUCAGUUUGAUUUGACUCGCCGAUUUAUUUAUUUUUUUACUCCUCAUUGCACUUUAACACGACUGAUCUGACUGGUCAGAAGGUGUUGAUUGUUAUGUUAAUAUUAAUGCACUUUUAUCUUUUAUAAAAGUAAAAGGGAUUUGGAUUGGAUGUUUGGCAUCAUUUAAUGUUGAAGGUUUAUGUAAGGACUGUGUUCUCGUUCCGUUUAUAGAAGGAUAUUCCAGAUAGUUGAUAUUUUGGAGUAUUUUGAGUCAUAAAUUUUAAUCUGAUGUUAAAAUGUGGAGCGUCUGUGAAGGUGGCACUUGUGUAUCCCCAAACGUUUCCCAAUAUCAGACUAUUUGAGUGCAUGUAAAUGGAAAUCAGAUUUUCUGAUCAGAAUCAAAAUCCAAUUUUUAGCUCGUCUGGCUGUAGGCCAGGCUGCAUGAGUUUAUGCGAUCAUGUGUCAUCUGUCGUUCGUCCACAAUUUACAGAAAUCGCUGCUGUUCCUACAGGAGUGAUCGGAUUUCGAUCAAACUCGCAUACAGUGUUCUCCAGGUGGGUGAGUUUAAAAGUUGUCAAGACUGGUGCCACCUGUCAUAUUUACGAUUUUAUGGGCGUCUGGAAUUUUUUGGGUGACUCGUCACAUUAAACGCUACUGUUCAUAAACUGCUGGGACGUUUUCACUGAAACUCUAAAGACACAUUCCAACAAGACUUGUUCACCAGGUGGCGCCACCUGCCAUGGAUGUGGCUACACAGGGGUCAGAUACAAUUUCACGAAAAUCGCUGUUUCUCCUACAGGAUUGAUUGGAUUUCAAACUCACACACGCCACCAGCGGGGGGAUGAGCUCCAGCCUCACUGAGGCUUUUUUCCCCAUUUAACUGAUUAAGCAUUUGCAGGCGCUCAGUUAUAUUAUUUGCGCCCAUUCAAAGCAUUAUACUGUAACUGGUAAUAGAUACACAGUCCUGUACAAAAGUCUGAGGCACCCUAUUUUUUUUCAUACAAACUUUGUUAUAGAUUUCUGUUUUAUGAUUUCUACAUUAUAGAGUCAAAGCAUUACAAAAACAUUUUAGAGUCCAAACAUUCGUUUUUUCUUUUUCAGCACAACAUUAAAUGUUACAGAAAAAAAGUUUGUAUCUGAGCAGCAUAUUCCAUAAGAGACACUUUUCAGAUGAAAAAAGAAAGCAUAAUGAAGGCUGCUGGGUUUUGGUGUAAAAUGAAGAAGUGAGUGUGACAGUCAAAGUGUCCAGAAGAACUGGGGCUGGUUCUGUAAGAUGCUCAGGAAAACCUACAGAUCAUUUCCACAUAAAACUGACCUCACUGGACCUCAGACGGAUAUUUUAUUUAUUUAUUAAAGCAGAGAGUCGUCUCACACCAAACACUGACUUUGUUUCAUUUAUUACAGCUCACUGAUGACUGUUUUAUAGUAUUUUAUGUUGAAAGAUUUCAUUAUUUUUUAAGCCAUUUUUGUAAAGAAAUGUUUCUGUACAACUUUACAUGUGCCUCAGGCUUUUGCACAGGACUGUAUAUUAUAUCCGUUCAUUAUUUUUAUUCUUCAUAUUUUCAAUCUGGCGGCACGGUGGUGUAGUGGUUAGCGCUGUCGCCUCACAGCAAGAAGGUCCGGGUUCGAGCCCCGUGGCCGGCGAGGGCCUUUCUGUGUGGAGUUUGCAUGUUCUCCCCGUGUCCGCGUGGG
Neoarius graeffei (lesser salmon catfish) is the source of this 9388-nucleotide messenger RNA. RefSeq lists its product as uncharacterized. The record is from RefSeq and is a predicted model, not a curated record. The coding region runs from base 1055 to 7705 and encodes 2216 amino acids. Lineage: Eukaryota; Metazoa; Chordata; Actinopteri; Siluriformes; Ariidae. The transcript has 21 exons. Gene Ontology annotation, molecular function: protein binding.